AUGGCAGUUCCACUAAACGAAAUUCUACAGAAGAAGGGCUCACUUCACAGAACUCCACCACCAAGAGCUCCAAGCAACAAGCCACCCCCAGCCACAAGAAACAACCCAAUUCCAAACAACAAUACUGAAGUUAACAUUGCCCAGCUCAUCCCUGGUGUGAAACUUAGAAAGACUGGCAUGCGGGACAGCUUGAUUGCAGAGGAUAUUGAUAACAAACACACUGCUGAUACUGAUGAGCCAAAGAAUGAGCUUCAAAGUAUUAUAGCUAAAAGAAGAGCAAUGUUUGAUCACAAAGAGGAAGCAGAGGUGGUGAAACCAAAAAAGGCACCUAAGCCUAGACCAAAGCCAUCUGUAGACAAUCAUAAACCAGGCAAGGAAAAUCUACAGACCAAACAACGAUCAGGCUCAACUUGUAGUGACAGCAGUGGUGAAAACAAAGAUAUAAUUUUAACUAACAAAAACAGAAAUGUUGUUUGUAGGGAUUCCAGAGGAGACCCAAAACUAUGCAAUCUGCCUACAAUGGAAAGUCUUGGGAAAGCUCCCGCUAAGCCUUCAAAACCAGAUAGUUUAGUAAAGUUGUUGGAGAAGUAUGAGAGCAAGAGUGUCAUUAUGGCACCACGACGAAGCAUACUGCAGAGCAGCAGCAACACCAGUAUGGGUAUGACUAUAACAGCUUAUCUAGACAAUACAUGCACAAAGCCUGCAGCAAAAUCAUUUAACCCUUUCACUACCAAGACCUCAUUUAGUCAGGAAUUCUACUUACUUUCUGCUACACAGUUCCUAUGAAUUUAGUUCUUGGUGUUUAGUAUUGGAUCAACCAAUAAUCCCUUACUUGACAUUUUUCUUUAUUCUCAACUCUUGUCUGCUUGAUAUUGUAUUGAUAUUGUAAGGAGAAAUUCUGUCUUGGUUAAUAGUUAAUGGAUUAAUAUCAAUAUUUUUCUUUUUCUUUUAUUAUUGGUAUCACAUUAAGCUUAUAAAGUAAUUAAAAAAGCAUUUGAGAAAUUUUGAUUAAAUGAUGUAAUAGUUGCAGGAAUGUUUACACAAUUGUGUCAUCAAUUUUGACAAAACUGAUUCCGCACAAAUUUGUUUUUUAGGUGAUGCUAUCGUUGAAGAUAAUGAUGACGGAGAAAUGUACGAUGAUGUUGAUGAAAUUAAAAAUCAGAUUCUGGGAGGACAAGAAGAUGAACAAGGCAAACAGGAAGCAAAUGGUAAUAACAAUGUUGUUGAUUAUAUAGCAAUAAAUAUUAAAAAUUUAAAUCAAAAAUGCUAAACUCUUCACACCCAGAGAUCAGUAUGCGUAUUCUGCUGACAAGGAGAAUUUGUUGAACAAUCAAGAGCUUCUUAAGUUGGUGAUUAUUUCCUUCAUUCUCAUGACCUUAAUGUGUAAUUCAGGGCUGAUGUUGUAAGGAGAAAUAAGAUGUUAGUCACUUUUAGGGGUUAAAGGGUUAAGGAAUGAAAACUACAUUUAUUUUGUGUGCUCAGUAAAUGGCUUUCCUGUUCUUUACCAUAGGAAUUUUUGAAGAAAACUAUGAUGAUGUUGGUGGAAUGGAGGAGAAUACAGGAAGUAACACUCAAGGGCAGAAUCCUGAGCCAAUUUGUGAUGAAAACUAUGAUGAUUUAGAUACUGUGAAGGAACAGGCUCUUCAAAUACAAAAUGGUAAAGUGAUUUUUUAAAGAUAAUACAACUCAUACAAAUUUUAAUGGAAACUUUUAUCCCAUGUUCUUUUGUAUAGUUAAGCACCUAUGACUGUGGGUCAGGCUUUAUUUCAGAACUCAAAUAGUGCAAUCAGUGAAUGACAGUACAAACACCUGUGCAUUUGUGCAUUGUGCAUUGUGCAUUUUGCAAUUCUUCUAAAAUAUUAGUUGGUUUCAUGGAAAGUAAAAAAUCAAGUUUGUUGAUUGAUUUAUUUGCUAAAUAUUUUUUUUAUUAUUUACAAGUCCCAUAUAGAGAAAGGUCCUACUAAGCUUAGACUGUUUCAGAGUAAUAUAGGUCUGUGUUAGCAAGCUAAGAUUGUAGUAUUUACAAAAAUGAAAAUUAAUAGCGUAGAAAAAACCAUUACUGACAAUAGAUCAUCAGGUUUUUUGAGUUUGUGGCUAUUAACACAAUUCUAAUUUUAAAAUGCUCUAAAUUUCUAGAUCUAGGGAAUUGCUUUACUAUUCUAGAAUUUGGUGGCGAGGUGUUCUUCAAUAUUUGAUCCCAGUGAACCAUCAUUACUGUUUGAUUCAUGUUUGUUCAACAGAUUUUGUAGGUGGUGAUAAGUCUUUUAUUGGUGGAGAGGAAUUGUAUGAUGUAUUGGCAGCUGAAGAAGAGAGUAGGGACGGAAAGAAUCAUGGUGGGCAUGACACCCAGAUUGAAAAUAACAACACUCCACCUCCAUUACCUUCAAGGUGUGCAGUCUGUAUUUUUAUCGUCAAUUGUAUAAUAAUGUUUGCAAACAGAUAUCUGCUUUUCAAUUUAUCUUAAAAUAUAGAAAAUUUAGUUCUAAAAUAAUUUAGUUCCUGUUAUUUUGAGAAUUAAGAACCAGUGGUACCUUUAAAUACUUAACCCUUUAUGCCCCAACAUUAUUAAUUCUCCACACUUUUUUCUAUACAUUUCCUAUGGUAAUGACAAGGAGAAUUUGUUGAACAAUCAAGUUUAAUUGGUUGGUGAUUAUUCCUGUAUUCUUUUGACCUUACUUUUUGAUUCAGCAGUGAUAGUUGUAAGUAGUCACUCUGGGGGUGUAGAUGAUUAAAACUCAAAUUUGUAGGUAUCUUUUCUUCAAGGUCAAAUGAGAAAUUCUGGAAAAUUGUCUUACGGUUUCUUUUUUUUGGUGUGUUAUUUGAUAUUUCUUAUUAAAUUCUUAGUAGUUUACCACGCAAAGAAAAAGCAAAGAAAGAUCUUAAAAAGGAAAUGGAAAACCAGAAAAAGAAGGAAAAAGAAGAACUUAAAAAGAAGAAAGAAGAUGAAAAAAGAAGGGAACGGGAAGAAAAAGAGGAGAAAAAAAGGAAAGAAGAAGAGAAGAAGAAAAGGGAACGAGUUGACAAGGAGCUCUGCAGGAAACACAAAGUAUGAAAUAUUUUCAAUUGGUAAAUGAUUCAUUUGCCGAAAACAGCUUUUCAUUCUGUAUGAGGAAAAGCUGAAUCAUGGCAGAUUUUCUCAGCACUUUUUUGUUGACACUGCACCAGCCCAGAUUGGAAAAAAUAUCCAUUGGGACAGGUAGAUCUUCACUAUUAAGUUUUAAUCCUUUUCCUUGCGGGAGUGACCAAGAAGGUUUCUCUCAUAGAGAAGGUCGAAGAGAAGAAAGAUAAAUACCAAAAAAAGAGUAAUGUUUGAUUCAAGUCCUUAACUCCCAAAAGUGAUUGGCAUGUUACUUCUCCCUGUUACAUCCCUAUAGUAUCCAUACAUAAUCCAACAAACAGGUGAUUAGAAUACCCUUAUAAACAGGUUUUUCAGUAAAUGUAUUCCAGCACCAAUUAAACUUAUCAGGUAGAAGUUAUAUUUUGAUCAUAUUUUACACCAAGUUCUGGCAACAAAUUUGCAAGGAAAUGUGUAACAGCUAGAGGUGAUAAGUAACCAUCAGAUUUUAUGAGUUAAAGGGUUAACAGCAAUUCUCUAGGGCUGUGAUUACAAGAAUUGUGUGUUGCAAAGAGAAGAGAGUUUAUAUUGAGGUUGUAUUAGUGAGAGAGUCAAAACGAACACUCCAUGGGGGUGAAAUAUGUUGGCUCAAAGCCUACUCCUACAUUUUACAUUAUGAGAAACUAUAUUCUUACACAUUUACUGUUGUUUUAGUCUUAAUCCUUACAACACACCCAAGAUCUCAUUAGUAAUUCUCCUUACUGUCUGCCAUACAAUUCUUUUGAAGUUAGUUUGGAUAAUUUGGUACUGGAUCAACUUAUAAUCCCCUUAUUGAUUUUAUCUUCACUCCAAUCAUUUUUCUGCGUGAUACUUUUGACUAAUCCCCAUAUAAUCCUUUGCAGAUCAAACCAGGAAAUGAAAAUACUGGGAUAGGAGAGGCCAAGAGCAAUUUUGCUGGGGAUGGAAAGUUUGAACUGCCAGUAAAAGAAAGAGAUCCCUUGGUUGUUGUCAGUGAAAAAAAUUGCCCUCAAGGAAAAUGGCUGGUCCAGAAUACUGCAGGACAUUGUAUGUAUCAUUGACUUUGAAUUCUUUGAUUCUGUGUAUUGUUGUCAAACGUUUGAAGAAACUUAAUGGUUAUUUUUGACUAAUUUCAAUAGAUGGGUACAUUCCUACAGAGCUGAUUCAACUCAAAGUAAGCAUAUUUUAAAGACAACAUUUUAACCUUUUUCUUUUUGUCACAUUCUAACUUCUUAGUGUUGAGUUUUUGAGUUAAUUUAAAUCGUAUUGGUUUUUUUUCAGAUUGACAGUGAUGGAAAUAGGAUGAGGUAUGGAUUAGUAAUUCAUUUUGUUUGAUUUUCAAUUUUAAUAAAUAGCUUAGACUUUGAGGGGUUUUCCUUGGCAUAGAACAGAAAAAAAUAUAAACAAUUUAAACUGUCUGCAAAGCUACAAAAUAAUAUAAAAAAAACUGUUGGUUAACCUUUUGAACAACUCAGCACUGAUUGUUAAUCCUCCCUCUAGCUGCUACACAUUCCCUUGAUAAGUUUGAGAAUUCUUAUUACUUGUUUGCUCUAUAGUGUAUAGAUAUUAUGGUGAGAAGUUACGUGUUAAUCACUUCAAGGAUUGAAAGGGUUAAGAACUUUUUUUCGGUUAACAGUGCAAUCAUAACUGAGGAUUUUUAUGAAGAUGUAGAUCAGUAUCAAAAAGGUGGACAGAUCAUAGAAGAAGGUAAAAAUUAAAUAUGUUGUUUAAAAUAUCUUUGGGAGUAGUCUCUAUACAAAGGAUGAACAAGACAUCCUACCUUAGAAUAUUAUGUAAGGAGGAAUUAAUUUAUUGUUCUUGCAAAUCAAUGACCUUUUCUUUUCUCAUUACCUAGGUUUUUAGUACAAGACACCUUACAUGUGUCUGUUUAACCUGAGGGCAGGUUAUUAUGUUUGGGUUUUGCCUAACUUCCCUUUCUUAGGUGGCUGCAGUAAAGCAGUAAAAAGUUGUCCAAACCCCUGGGUGUGUAAUCCUGAUGUGCUGCAACCCUAGUCUGCAAAAUAAGGCCAGAGUGGAAACAGUGGGAAGGGACAAUAAGAAUUACCACAAUAAACCAUACAAAGGAAACUGUUUUUUGUGUUACUUCAGAAGUCUUUUCUUCAAAGGACAUUGCUGAUCCUCACAGUAUACAGGAUGUGUGUCAUGAAUGAACUUAGUGAUAACCUUGCUCACCAUAGAGUCUUUGUAGCUCAACGGUAGAGCAUUGGAGUGCAGAGUCUUAAGGUCUGAGAUCCCGUCCCUCACCAGAACUCAAGAAUUUUCUAUUUUUCCCAGGCUCACAAUAAGACCAAUAACAUCUUUCUCUAUUUCUUCAUUCAACUCAAAAUUUUUACCUUAGAAAAUUAAAAAAAAUAUAUUUCUUAUUUGUAUUUCUUCAAUCUUUGCUAUCAUUUCAGAAGAUGACCAAGAGGUGUAUGAUGAUAUAGGGGGACAAGGUACAAACACUGCUUCAAAUUUGGCUCUAUCACAAAUUCUUUAAGUAAUUAAUCUAUUAACUUACUAAUUUUUCAAAAGUAUUCAUUGAUUCAUUUUUUUUAUAGAUCCAAUUGAUGAAGAAUUGUAUGAAGAACUUCCUGCUGAUCAGUAA
This is a messenger RNA of Pocillopora meandrina, 5681 nucleotides long. The record is from the annotation of a GenBank genome assembly. Lineage: Eukaryota; Metazoa; Cnidaria; Anthozoa; Scleractinia; Pocilloporidae.